AUGCAGAUUGGACAGGUUGAACAAUCAGAAGUUGAAGGAAAUCAGAAACAUGGCGCAGUUGAAGUGUUCUUUAUAACGUCAGGUGGAUCAGUGCAAACAAUGGCAUAUGAUGUUCCACCGACUUGUCGCUGGUUUACAGACAAUUCUCCAACUUUAGAGUGUGCCCACCAGUUCGAACUCAAUCUCGAGAGCUUUUCGGCAGAACACUGUUGUUGUUUGGUGAACGAUGAGCCAGAGGAAGUGCCACGUGUGAAGAGGAACACAAUGAAAAGUAGAACUCCAAGAAUUAUUGCUAAUCGUCGUUUCGGGUAUCUCCGAAUCAUUCGAAUUUUACUUUCCAAGUCCAUAUUUUCUAUUCGUCGCAAAACUGUACGCCAUGUUAUCGAGGCGCUCAUUGUGGAGUGA
Caenorhabditis remanei is the source of this 405-nucleotide messenger RNA. RefSeq lists its product as uncharacterized. The record is from RefSeq and is a predicted model, not a curated record. The transcript has 3 exons. Bases 1 to 405 code for a protein of 134 amino acids. Lineage: Eukaryota; Metazoa; Nematoda; Chromadorea; Rhabditida; Rhabditidae.